Messenger RNA from Amoebophrya sp. A120, 1421 nucleotides. Lineage: Eukaryota; Dinophyceae; Syndiniales; Amoebophryaceae. The record is from the annotation of a GenBank genome assembly.
CUUCAAAAGGAGUAGUUGUCGCCACCAUUUAGAAGCCCACUUUGUCCCAGGCUGCAGUUGGAAUGACUACUUUCACACGGACCUACGCCCAGCGGAGCAGGCCCAGUUUGUGAAUUUUCACGACUACAACUUGGAAUUUCCCGGUGAGCAAAACGGUGGUCCUCCUGUAGAAGUUGCUGGGCGGGAGAUCGACGAUGGCGGCCACUCAACACUACGCAGGUCCUCGCCGUCACGCUGGCGCGGCCCUAACGAGGACGACGACGACGACCGCCGUUCUUGCACUUCUUCUCCUACGACUGCUGCUGUAACUGCAUUUCAGCGCAGGAAACGCUACCAGCUUCUGGCAACUGUCUUUAAUCUCGACUUUGCGCAACAGGUGAAAGGGUAUCGACGAUUUUUUUCUCAGUUCCAUUCAGGAGGGGGCGCGGGGGAGGUUGAUGGAAGUUGUCGUCCACACGACCUCGAACUGGAAAUCAAAACUGUGCAAAACGCGUCUGAUGCCCCAGUGGACUUUACCGUGUUUUCGGUCAUUCAGAACAACGACGUGACAAAUGCAAAUACUUUCGACUCGUCUGGUGAUGGUGCUCCAGAGCAGCCGGAAGAGCUCGCCACACUGGAGCACGAGUACGACAGUGAAAGUCUUGCGGGACCUACUUCGUCUGACGAAGCAGGGGAAGGCAGGAUGGGAACCACGCCGAGAACUGAAGAGGAGCUGGUUCCUCUCAGAAGCACGGAAGAUGUUGGUGGACCUGCUGUUCUUGCUACAGAAGGAUCGCUUUCACCUGGACUCCAGACUACUUCGCAAGAAGAACUGCAACUAAUGAAAGGGGGCCAGAGCAACUACAUCAACUACAAGGGCCGCCCUGCAGUAGAAUCUUCGAGGAGAGAACGCAAAUCGCCAAUUCUGCGGCACCUGAUUGCCCUGGUUUUCGGUGGAAGCAGAAGAAAGCGAGCGCAAGAAAGCCGUCGUCGUCUUCACGGAGAGAUGAAGAUGAACAAAGCACUGGCAGACACUCCUGCAGCCACAAGCAGUGGCCUUGAUGUUGAGAAUGUUGACAAUGAUACGAAGUUGAAGCAGCUGUCAACAUUCGAGAUAAAAAACAGCACGACGAGCAGCUGCAAGAAUGACGCGCCGGCAGAAGAAAUGCCUUCGCGGCCUCCAUCAAUCGUGAAGAAGAAGGACGAAAAUAACGAUCACGAUGAUGAGCUCCAGGUGGAACAAGAACGUAUGAUGAAAACGCAAAUGCAAUUCGAAGAGAUCGGCGUGAAUGGCAGGACGAGGCUGAUGCGAUUGCUGAAGAAGGAACAAACGAGUUUGUACGAAAAGUUGCUCAUGCGCGCCUUUUACACGUGCGCCGGGAACUAUGAAGGUGGUCCAGGAGGAGGUCGGCACCACCAGCACGGUGGAGCUCAAAGUGCUG